AUGACCAUCUUUCUCCCUUUGGAGGCCUCGUCGCCUUUGCCCCAGUCGCCUUCUUUUCUCGUGCCCUCCUCUGAGUCGUCUGCUCAGGUCAAGAAGGUCGUCAAGGCUAUACUCAAGGCCCGUAGGAUCGCGGUCGUGUGCGGUGCCGGGAUCUCUGUCCAAGCUGGCAUCCCUGACUUCCGGUCAUCAGAUGGACUUUUUCAGUCCUUGAAAAAGGACAACCCGACGCUGAGCUCAGGGAGGGAUUUGUUUGAUGCCUCGGUUUUCAACUCAGAACCGACGACCUCGAUGUUUUGUCAAAUGAUUGCUCAGCUCUCUGAGCUCUCUGAGGUUGCUACCCCGACAUCGUUUCAUAAGUUGCUUCGUGCACUCGAUGAACGUCGUCGUUUACUGCGAGUUUACACGCAGAACAUUGAUGCUCUUGAGCAGAAGUCUGGCCUCACUUUUGGUGUCCCAGAACUCGACUGCAAACGUUACAAACCUCGUUCUGCAAGGGGAAGAGUUGAUAGCACGAAUGAGGCUGGACCGUCUGUCGUGCGCGUCGAACCCGAACAGCCCCGGCUUCCUACCCCACCGAUGGAAACCCCUAGGUGUAUACCUCUCCACGGCACUCUGCAGAUGAUGCACUGUCAAACUUGCACUCAUUCGUUCCCCUUGCGCGACUACAUGUUGGAUCUUGGUGAGGGCAGGCCACCGUACUGCCCAGAGUGUACCUCCUUGGAAGAGACUCGUCAGUUGAUAGGCAAGCGGUCUCGAGGGGUGGGCAAGCUGCGUCCCAGUGUGGUUCUCUAUAAUGAGAUGCACAAGGAUGGCGAAGAGGUGGGGGAUGUUGUUCGCCGCGAUCUUCUCGGCAGUUCGAAGGGCAAGGGGCGGGCGGGUGCAGAUCUCCUUCUGGUCGUCGGCACAAGUCUGCGGGUGCCGGGCACAAAGCGGAUCGUCCGUGAGUUUUCGAAAGCCGUCCACUCUCGUUCAACGCCGCCGGUGUCGCAGAAUGAGCUGUCAACCACCAUGCUCGGUCUCACGACACCAACGCAUUCGCCACGCCGCUCGCCUGCCGGCGAUGAUGAGCCACCCAUCAAGACAGUCUACUUAAACCUCGAUUUUCCCGUGCCGACCCGAGAAUGGGAGGGUGUAUUUGACGUAUGGAUUAGAGGAGAUGCACAGGAGUUUGCUCGAUUGGUACAUGAAGAGAUGGAUCGGGAGGAGCAGGCUAAGCAGGCGGCGAUAGAGAGAAAGCGGCAGAGGGAAGAGGCGAUUCUGGCAGCUCAGUUGGAGGGUGAGACUGAAGUAGGGAAGAUCAAAGGCAAGAAGCGUAAAGAUGCUCCUGGCUCGGAAGUACCUCCUUCCGCUAUCCAUGCCAAGAGGCGCAAAGUCGUCGUUCCCAUAACUCCCGUUUCCGCCUCGAAACAUGUUCCAACGAAGAGACUGAAGAUCAAGAAGCCUGAUAGCAAGGUGUUGCCCACGUUAACGAAGGGUAAGAGUCGAGAUAACAACAAGACCAGGCUCAUCAUUCGCAUCCCUCCACGCCCGGAGGUACUCAUCACAACGCCCGCACCGAAGCCCACGAAGAAGAAACAUUUGACGACUCCUAAUCUUACGCCACCGGACUCCCCGCUGUCGUUUCCUUCGUCGUCGUUACCGAGGCAGCGCAAAUCGUCCACAGGAUCGGGCGACUGGAGCACGAGUUCGCAUUCUCCCCCGAGCCAUGGGCCAGGCUGGGAUGCGAAGCUGGCUGCUCGCGCCAGACGACAGCUAUCAUGGGACAAUUUGGAUGCCCUCAGCGAUCUAUCUGACAAUGAACCGCUGGAUGAGUGUGCCGAGUCCUAUCUGCCUACCGUCCCUUAUGCGGCACAUCGUCCGGGUAGUUAG
Molecule: messenger RNA, 1869 nt
Organism: Fibroporia radiculosa
Lineage: Eukaryota; Fungi; Basidiomycota; Agaricomycetes; Polyporales; Fibroporiaceae
Exons: 3
Coding region: 1-1869 (622 amino acids)
Biological process (GO): negative regulation of transcription by RNA polymerase II; replication-born double-strand break repair via sister chromatid exchange; regulation of DNA repair
Cellular component (GO): mating-type region heterochromatin
Molecular function (GO): histone deacetylase activity, NAD-dependent; NAD+ binding
Source: RefSeq, a predicted model, not a curated record